AUGACCGCCCCCACCCCUCCAACUGAAGGGAGAGAAGGAGGACCGGCCCAGUCACGGCACUCAAGCGGCCCCCCGACACCUCCUCGUUCCCCCCCACCCUCUGACAUCGACGCUAUCAAGAACAUGAUCGACGGAUUGGUAGCACUGGCAAACCCAGAGAAGAAAGGGACCGCCAGCGGCAUGGGGCAAGACCUCCUCGCAGCUGUUUGCAAGCUAUACAAUGCGGCCCAGAACCAAACAGGAACCAUUUCACUGGCCAACCUCCGCAAAGUGGUAGCCGAAGAACUUAGGGCGGCCGCCACCGCACCCCAGGAUAGAAGAUCCUGGGCCGCAGUGGCCUCCCAGGAAUCCAGCCAAACCCAGACGCAGACCACUGCCCCAGCAAAGACAGUGCCAGCCCGCAUCAACAAGGAAAUUCUUGUCAGAGGCAGAGGAAUGCCAGCCGAUAUGGCCAAACGGACCCCACAGGAGAUCGUCCAGGCUGAAGCCUUUGGACAGCAAGCAGAGGAGAACAAGAGAACCUUCGCGGUCCUGCUGAAGGGGCUAUGGAAGCGUGACCUCCAGGGAGUGACCGAGGAGACAUUUGGCAGGGAAAGUGGCCUUCAAACAGUCGACAAGGUCAAAUUCAGGGUACCGAAGCACCAGGAAGCAACCCGGGCGACGGUGCUGGUGGCACUCACCUCUCAGGAGGAGGCCCGCAAGGCCUGCGUUGAGGGAGUGGUUUGGAGGGCCCAGCUGCUGGACUGCGAACCGUACUGGGCUGCUCUAAGUCCGGUACAGUGCUUCAAAUGCUGGAAAUGGGGCCACACGCAACACUAUUGCAGAUCAACACCGCUGUGCCCCAGGUGUGGAACGAAGGCCCACGGUGAGGGCGGAAGGGACGGAGAAGCCCAGGAGGCACCCAGCCUGGUCGAAAGAAUGCCCCGAGAAGACGAAGGUUCUGGCGAAGGCCAAGGAGGCCUACCAGUUCCGACCGCGGACCUAUGAGGCUGCCCCAAACCUACUCUCUGGCAUAGCUACCAGCGCCA
Molecule: messenger RNA, 1028 nt
Organism: Parathielavia appendiculata
Lineage: Eukaryota; Fungi; Ascomycota; Sordariomycetes; Sordariales; Chaetomiaceae
Exons: 3
Coding region: 1-987 (328 amino acids)
Source: RefSeq, a predicted model, not a curated record